AUGUUAUUUCAUCCAAAUAAACUUGAAUUAGCAAUAACGGGAAAUGAUGAACGUGUAUCGCAUUGGCGUUGUUUAUCUGGUCAUACACAUCGUUCAUAUUCAAGUUCCGUAUUAUGUUAUUAUAAAUUAUCAACAUCAGAAAAUAUAAAUUUAUGUUGUUCAUUUGAACAUUUAGUAACUGUAUGGAUUGAUACAAUAAAUGAUUUAAAUGAAGAAUCUCGUUAUGAAUAUUCACGUUGUUUUGCUCAUAUUGAUCGAAAAAAUCCGGUUGAACAUGUUAUUUAUAAUUGUGAUAAAAUUCUUGUUUGUCAUAAAACAUUAGUCAAUUUAUGGAAUUGUUUAAAUGGACAAUUUAUUAAAUCAUUUUCAUGGCAUGUUCAUGCUUUUGCUAAAAAUCCAAGAUCAUCAUUUAUUGCUUUAUUUGAUAAAAGUUUUCUUCAUUUUUAUUCAUUUUCGGAUGGAAAAUGCCAUUCACGUAAAGGUUCUUUAUUUCGACGUGUUACAGCAGCUGCAUAUAUUCCUAAUGAUAAACCAUCUUCAUUUGUUCCACUUUAA
Messenger RNA from Rotaria sordida, 555 nucleotides. NCBI's taxonomy places the organism in Eukaryota, Metazoa, Rotifera, Eurotatoria, Philodinida, Philodinidae. The record is from the annotation of a GenBank genome assembly.